Molecule: messenger RNA, 1989 nt
Organism: Candidula unifasciata
Lineage: Eukaryota; Metazoa; Mollusca; Gastropoda; Stylommatophora; Geomitridae
Source: the annotation of a GenBank genome assembly
AUGUCAGAAAGGGGUUUUAUAAGAGUUAAAGUUCUUCAGGCCGAGGUGACUCCUGGAGUGCAGCAGGAGGACCCUUUCGUCGCCAUCAAUGUCAAAGAGACAGUCAACAUACCAGGCAAUGGCGUACAGCUUGUUCAGAAGAAGAAGACUCUCUAUCCUAAAUGGAACUCAAGCUUUGAUGCCCACCUGUACGAUGGACGAGUCAUCCAAAUCGUUCUCAUGGACAGACCAAACAAAUUGAUUGGUGAUGUCAACGUAGCAGCUAAAGUCCUGUCUGAUGCGUGUGACAGCACAAGUGGCCGCAGUGGACCAAUCUGGCUGGACAUGAAGCCGGUGGGUCGAUUACAGGUUCAGGUCCGGUAUUAUGCGGAGAAUCACGGCGAAAUGGGAGACAAUGACGUCAUGUCGACACCCAAACCGAACCUAGUCAGACGAGGAGCUAUGAAGCAGCAGAAAGUUCACGAGGUUAAAGGUCACCACUUCAUUGCCAAGUUCUUCAGAACACCAACGUACUGCUCGUUCUGUACAGACUUUUUAUGGGGCUUAAACAAGCAAGGAUACCAGUGUCAACUCUGCAAUUGUGCAGUUCAUAAAAAGUGUCACGAGAAGAUCCUCGGUAAAUGUCCUGGCAGUGCCAAGGACAGCAGAGAGACCAUGAUGCUAACGGAGAGAUUCAACAUCAACGUACCCCAUCGUCUCAGAAUCAACAACUACAUGUCUCCCACAUUCUGUGACCACUGUGGCUCUAUGCUGUUUGGGCUCUUCAGGCAGGGCCUCAAAUGUGAAGUAUGCGGCAUCAACUGCCAUAAGAAAUGCAAACAGUUCAUGCCCAAUCUGUGUGGAGUUAACCAGAAACUGUUGGCCGAAGCUCUGCAACAAGUGAAAGUAGGCACUUCUCCCGCGGACAAGAAGAGAUCACUUUUAUCAGCGGACAGUACUACAGUACCUCCAGAUGAUGAAGGUGGAGACAGCGACGACAGCACUAGUUAUCACAGAUGGGAUACAGUUGAGCAACCAGAUGAUUCACUUCUGUCUGCGUUAGAAGUCAGGAAGUUCAAACCGGAUGACUUUAUCUUCAUUAAGGUCUUAGGAAAAGGCAGCUUUGGCAAGGUUCUCCUGGCAGAGUUAAAAGAGACUGGCACUUUCUAUGCCGUUAAAGCACUAAGAAAGGAUGUAGUCUUGGAGGAUGAUGAUGUUGAGUGUACAAUGAUUGAGAAACGAGUGCUGGCUAUUGGCUCUAAACAUCCAUUCUUAACUCAUCUUCACAGUACUUUCCAAAACAAGAGUCAUCUCUUCUUUGUGAUGGAAUACCUCAAUGGUGGAGACCUCAUGUUCCAUAUACAGCUCUCAGGAAAGUUUGAGUUUGUACGCGCGCAGUUUUAUGCAGCAGAGAUUUUGUGUGGGCUGCAGUUUCUACACAAGAAUGAUUUUGGCAUGUGUAAAGAAAACAUCUUUGGUGAAAAUCGUGCAAGCACGUUCUGUGGCACCCCUGACUACAUUGCCCCUGAGAUUCUCAAAGGAGCCAAAUACAACUCCUCUGUUGAUUGGUGGUCGUUUGGUGUGUUGCUGUAUGAGAUGUUGAUUGGCCAGUCUCCUUUCCAUGGCGACGAUGAAGAUGAUCUCUUCCACUCCAUCUUGCACGACACCCCCAGAUACCCGCACUCAAUACCACGGGAAGCUACCUCAAUAAUGAGCUUGCUGUUUGAGCGCAAUCCUUCUGAAAGAUUGGGCAUGCCUGCGUGUCCGGCUGGACCAAUUAACUCUCACCCAUUUUUCCGUAACAUUGACUGGGAGACACUAGAGGCUCGACGGAUGAACCCACCAUAUAAACCUAAGAUUAAGAGCGCAAGCGACAGUUCGAACUUUGACUCAGAGUUCACAGCAGAGAAAGCCAGACUGACGCCUCCAGAUGCAGCACUUCUCAAAACAAUGAACCAAAACAUCUUCAAGCAUUUCUCUUUCACCAGUGAAGAUGCCUUUCGCUCAUGA